Molecule: messenger RNA, 3678 nt
Organism: Cynoglossus semilaevis (tongue sole)
Lineage: Eukaryota; Metazoa; Chordata; Actinopteri; Pleuronectiformes; Cynoglossidae
Gene: dync2i1
Product: dynein 2 intermediate chain 1
Exons: 23
Coding region: 138-3131 (997 amino acids)
Biological process (GO): intraciliary transport
Cellular component (GO): cytoplasmic dynein complex
Molecular function (GO): dynein light chain binding; dynein heavy chain binding
Source: RefSeq, a predicted model, not a curated record
UGGUUUAAACAAAGUACGCAUGCGUACUGUGUGUUUACCGUGAUGGCGGCGUCAAUGGAAAUAUGUGAGCUUCUGGAUUAAACAAAGAGUUUCUGGAUUAAACAAAACCAAUUGCUUUAAAUUAGACAAAUGAAACCAUGAACAGAGACAAGGAAAAGUCAAUGGAAGACACAUGGAAAACUGCCGAACUAAGAAGACACAUAAGAGAUGAAACACCAGUGGAAGAAUACGUCAGGAAGAGAGAGGACAGCCAGAGGAAGCACCGUGGAGGAGACAGACGUCACAGAGACACAGAGAAGGAGUCCAGACGUGAGAGGGACAAGCACGGAGACACAAGAGAGAAAAGACAUGAUGAAGAAAGGGACAGACAUGCAGAUGAGUCACAGGACAGGAGAAGUUACAAGGACAGAGACAGAAAAGAAGAGAGGGACAAAGACAGAGAGAGAAGAAAGGAAAGGGACAGACAGAAGCAUGACAUGAGAAAGAGCAGAGACAAAGACGGGGUAAAGGACAGAGAGGGACAUGAUGGAGGUGAGAGAGACAAAAGAAUGGAAAAAGAGAUAGAGGAGAGGGAGAAAAGGAGGGAGAGAAGGAGACAUGAGGAGGGUGGAAGUGGGAGAGAAGGAAGGGUUGAAAAACAUGACAGAGAAAAGAGACAGCGUCACCAGGAAAGAGAGCAACAGCGAGAUGAACGGGAGAAAAGAAAAAAAAAAGAUCAAGAGAGACACGGAGGACAGGAAGUGGAAAGAAGUAAAGACAGGGCUGGACAUAGAAGACACACAGUGGACAGAGAAGACGCUGGCCAACGGCAGAAGUACGACAGUGAUUCUCGACAGAAGACUUUGGAUGAGGAGGAAAGACAGCGUCACGGUGACAGAGAAGAAAGAAGACACCGAGACAAAGAAGGUGUGAGAGACAGAAGACGACCACAAGAAGAACGCCAUGAGAGAAUGGACGCCACGAAUGAAAAACGCCAUGAGAGAAUGGACGCCACGAAUGAAAAACGCCAUGAGAGAAUGGACGCCACGAACGAAGCAGCUGGAAAAAGUAAAGAACGUGAGACUAACAGGGUUAAAGCUGAGGCAGGUGAUGAAGAAGACCAUGACCAGGAAUAUGAAUAUGAAGAUGACUUUGAAAAAGCGGACUACGAGGAAGACUUUGAAGACUUCAACCCCAGUGAAGAUGAAAGUGAGUCUGAGUUUGAAGCGACCACAGAAGAAGUGACAGCAGAAAAGAAAAAAGAGAUUGAAUCCAUCCAGAGAGCGAUGAAGGAGGAGAACCAGAGAGUAGGAGUGGCUCAGUCCCCACGGGGGGGGGACCAGGGACAUCCAUGCUCCAAAGCCCCACAGCCCGGCAGGUUCAUCGACUUUGUGGCAGCCAAACAGCGUGAAGUCAACAAGAAAGUCUCCACCAGACAGAAGAAACGCAGCGCUGAGCUGCUGAGGUUGAUGGAGCUGGACUUCUCCCUGACCACCUCUCUGUUGGACCUCCCCCCUGUGAACGAAUACGACCGGUACAUCAGAACCUUUGGGAACACCAACACCACACAGGUCUACGUCCAGUGUCAUGAGGACAGACCAGAUCGAGACGUUCAAACAGAGGAGGUGGAGGUGGGGGAGAAGUGGACGCAGCACCCUGCAGAACACUGUGGACCCUGUGGAGAUCCAAACCUGUGUCAAGAAGACGGCGACAAAAACCUGAAGGAAUUGAACUUUGAUUCCCAGCGCCUGGCAGCGUUCCUGCGCUGGGCCUCACAGGUCGUGGUCAUCCUGUUAGAAGACGACGAAGCUGAGAGGACAUCCCUGAGGAACCUCCAAUCACAGAGCCCCAAACUGUCCUUCAGUGAUGGGGGUGUACAGCUCAACACCCAGCUGCCUUUUCUUUGUGGUCGUCCAGUCAGUCUGGUCCAGUUCUCCCAGGUCCAGAGACACAUCAUGAUGUCGCUCCACCUGCCCACAGCCCAACCCACUGACGCACAUCUGGACAGCUGCACCGUCAUCUGCGUCUGGAACAUCUGGGAGCCGUCCAGACCUCAGAAGGUCCUUGUGUAUGAAUCUGAGGUGCAGUGCUGCUGCUUCAGUCCAGGGAAGCCCUGGUUGGUCUGUGCAGGGACCUCAGUGGGUUCUCUGCUCCUGUGGGACCUGAGAGAACCUGCUGCCAACCACCACCGUCUGAGGAUGGAGGACCAGGACUGGACCUUCAGACAGCCGACCUUCUCCACUGACGCAGUGAUGGCUGGUUCAGGACAUUUGUCAACUGUGGUAUCGUUAGAAGUGGCCCCCACCACUGCAGUGGGGGCCCUGGGGUCAGAGGUCACCCUGCUGUCAUCUGAGGAAGACUCAGAGUCGGGGGGGUCCUUCCAGCUGACCUCCUUGGACCAAACAGGACUUCUGAAUUUCUGGGUGGUGCUGGAACUCCCCAAAGCUAACGACUCAGGCUCCUCCACAGACCUAGGACUGCGGCCUGGAGGCAGAGUGAAGUUACUCCACAGCUCCUCCCUCCACACGGCUGAGAGAGAUGCAGUGAGAACAGGACCUUCACAGAACCUCCACCUGAAGUUUCUGCCCUCUGACUCCAACCACUUCUUCAUCGGCACCAACAUGGGUUUGGUCCGACAUGGAACCAGUCACGGACUGAAGGCAUCUCCCCAGGUUUACAGGUUCCAGGAGGCUGGGGUCCGACCGGUGGAAGUCACUUCCAUACACUUUUCUCCCUUCAGACCUGAUUUGUUCCUGGUGGGAUGUUCUGAUGGUUGCAUCAGGCUCCAUGCAGUGAGUCAGGAGCAGCCUGUGUCACAGUGGAGGUCCAGUACGGCAGGACAGGCCGUGGUGUCACUGCACUGGGCUCAAACCAGAGCCACGCUCUUCUGUGUCCUAGACUCCGCCUCCAUCCUCUACAUAUGGGACCUAAUGAGAGACGACACGGAGCCUGUGAUCACAGAGCGACUGUCUGCAGACAGGGUGACCGCCAUGACUGUGUUUGGAGACUCAGGACCACAGAGCACGUACUCAGGCCUGGCUCUGGUGGAGCAGUCAGGAAACAUAGUACUGCAGUACUUCAGCAGAAACUGGAGCGUGUCUACUCCUGCAGAGGAGGAGAAGCUGCAGAGCAUGAUGGGAGAAGUUUGGUAGGAUUCAGUGAGGAGACAACAGUGUGUUCAGGUUUCAUACUUCACUUUGACCAGCAAAAAACGACUGAAACAUUUUCUCCAUGAAAAGACAGUUCAGACACAGUAAUCCUGUUUAUAUGAAGACGUCCACAUUGUUGUGAUCUUUGUUUGUUGAAUAAUAAACUAUAUUUAACUAUAUUCACAAAUGAUAUGUCGUCUUUAAUCCUCCUUAUUUAUACAUUUAACUUUGAACCAAAGUGACCGACAAAGAGAGGAGACGAGGGCGUGAGGGAAGAGGAGGUGCUUCCUGAAGAGACCACAGACCCCCUCUUCUGGCUACAUUCAUGAACUGCAAUGGUACCAAUUUAAUAUGAAGCUCUGUUUUAUUCAGUGACAUCUGUAGUGGGAGGGGCCUGCUCCAUCUGUCCUCAGUCUGAACACCAUCAACGUCUGGGUUUAACACAACCAAAUGUGGUUAACCCAUCACCACAGUCAGCAGGGGGCAGCAGUGUGCGAGGACGUUGCCUUGCUCAGAGCACCUCAGUGGUAACUUGGCAGCUGGUGGACUU